Clupea harengus (Atlantic herring) is the source of this 643-nucleotide messenger RNA. It is a transcript of the gene ncam1b, whose product is annotated as neural cell adhesion molecule 1-like. Gene Ontology annotation, molecular function: protein binding; axon guidance receptor activity. The transcript is spliced from 5 exons. Gene Ontology annotation, biological process: synapse organization; homophilic cell-cell adhesion. NCBI's taxonomy places the organism in Eukaryota, Metazoa, Chordata, Actinopteri, Clupeiformes, Clupeidae. The record is from RefSeq and is a predicted model, not a curated record. The annotation marks the transcript as partial. Gene Ontology annotation, cellular component: axon; plasma membrane; neuronal cell body.
GGUGUGUGUGUUCUCUGUGUUUCAGGUGCUCUGCAGGUGGACAUCAUGCCGGCCCAGGGGGAGAUCAGUGUGGGAGAGGGCAAAUUCUUCCUCUGUGAGGUUGUGGCAGGUGCCAAGGAGAUCGACUGGUUUUCUCCGUCGGGGGAGAAGAUCGAGCCGAACCGCCCGGACAUCACGGUGACCCGGACCGACGAGACCACGUCCACCCUCACCCUCUACAGCGCCACCCUGGACGACGCCGGCACCUACAAGUGUGUGGCGCGCCGCGGCAGCGAGGAGGGAGAGGCCACCGUCAACGUCAAGAUCUUCCAGAAAAUCCACGUUUCAAGCACGCGCCGUCGCCCCAGGAGUUUAACGAGGGAGACGACGCCAUCAUCGUGUGUGACGUGUUCAGCUCGCCCCCCCCCCACAUCAUAUGGAAACACAAAGGAACCAAGAUUCAGGGGAGAAGGACGAGGUUUCAUAUAUUCAUACUUCAUGUUUAAUAUGGCUCUUUGGGCAGAGGUCCGCUUUAAGGUCCUGCCCAACAACCACCUCCAGAUCCGCGGCAUCAAGAAGACGGACGAGGGCACCUACACGUGCGAGGCCCGCAUCAUGGCGCGCGGAGAGAUCGACCUCAGGCCCAUCAGGGUGGUCAUCAACG